Polypterus senegalus (gray bichir) is the source of this 2211-nucleotide messenger RNA. RefSeq names its product carboxypeptidase B2 (plasma) (gene cpb2). Lineage: Eukaryota; Metazoa; Chordata; Cladistia; Polypteriformes; Polypteridae. The record is from RefSeq and is a predicted model, not a curated record. The coding region runs from base 83 to 1357 and encodes 424 amino acids. The transcript has 11 exons. Gene Ontology annotation, molecular function: zinc ion binding; metallocarboxypeptidase activity. Gene Ontology annotation, biological process: proteolysis; fibrinolysis.
GGAAAAUCAACAAAGACUUCUGGACAAGCAACCACUUCCAUACUUUUUUUUUUACCAUUUGUAAAACAACUAAUACUGAAAGAUGGAGUUUUAUUUCCGAAUUGUACUACUUGCAUUUCUUUGUUUUGAAAAUGGAAUAUUCACCACCACUUCAAGAAGUGAUCAAGUUUUAUCCAUCAUUCCAGAAACAGAAGCUGAUGUUGAAAUUGUCAAGAAUAUAGCCAGACAAAACCAGACAGCACUUUGGCAUCCAGAUUCAUUUCACCAUAUUAAGCCACAUACAGAUGUCCACAUGUAUUUUAACAUUUCAAGUGUGGAAAGUGUAAAAGCGCUUCUAUCAACAAAUGGAAUCAAGCACAGUGUUCUGGUAGAAGAUGUCCAAGAGCUCAUAGAGGUUCAAACUAAGAAUAUAUCCACUGACCCACGGUCUUCAACUGGAUCCUUUUAUGAACAGUACCAUCCGCUGGAAGAAAUAUAUUCCUGGAUUGACAGAACAACCCAAUGGCGUCCUGACUUGGUGCAAACCAUUCUGAUUGGAUCAACAUUUGAGAAGCAUCCACUUUAUGUCCUAAAGUUGUCUGGAAAAGGAACAGGCCCCAAAAAAGCAAUGUGGAUGGACUGUGGGAUCCAUGCAAGGGAAUGGAUCUCCCCUACAUUUUGUAUCUGGUUUAUUCAGUAUCAUCUUCAGUUUUAUGACGUAAUCCAAAGCGUUACCAACACUUUGGACAAUAUGGAUAUCUAUGUUCUCCCUGUAAUGAAUCCAGAUGGAUAUUCGUUCACCUGGAAUGAGGAUCGAAUGUGGAGGAAAAAUCGCGCAAAAUACGAUGGAACAUUUUGCAUUGGGACAGACCUGAACAGGAAUUUUGAUGCAAACUGGUGCACUGAAGGAGCAUCAGCUAACCCUUGUGAUUCCACCUACUGUGGCCCCUUUCCAGAAUCUGAGCUAGAGACAAAAGCAGUGGCUCAGUUCCUUCGGAGGAAUAAACACACUAUAAAACUGUACAUCUCGAUCCACUCCUAUUCCCAGAUGUUGCUUUUCCCGUAUUCCUAUACCAUGAACAAGGCUGAAAACCACGAAAAGCUUAAUUAUGUUGCAUACUUGGCAACUACACAGAUGAGAAGACAUCACAAGACUAAUUUCGUCUAUGGUCCAGGGGCAAAGACAAUAUAUUUGGCACCGGGUGGCUCUGAUGACUGGGCUUACGAUUUGGGAAUUCCAUACUCUUAUACAUUUGAACUCCGUGAUAAAGGAAGAUACGGAUUUUUGCUUCCACCCAGCAUGAUUAAGCCAGCUUGCCUGGAGGUGCUCACUGCAAUACAGACUAUCACAAGUUAUGUGAUUGAUAAUGUUAAAUGAAAUGGUCAAAAAAGUUCAAUUGCUGAAAAAUAUCUCUUGUACUGCAAAAUGAUUUGUUCUGUCUUAUUUUAUUUAGUCUUUAACCUAACAUGAUGCAAGAUGCAUUCUGUGAGCUUAAAUAUUCUUUCUAUUCAACAUUAUAUAGCAAACUUUCAACUAAUAAAUACAGUCCUAUUGUCAUUUUACUGCAGAGAAACUGUGUUUUGAUAUUGUUUUGUAUUGCAUACAGUUUGUGAUCAUUUUAAGAAACCUUGCUUUGUUUUAUUUUUCUAAAUUCAGAAUUUGUAGGAUUUAUACAAACACUUCAUGCUAACCUGAACUUAAAAAAAUAACUGAUUGGCUACAACAUUGUAUUUACUUUAAACUGAAUUAUAUUGUUCCCGCUAUGUUGAUAGUUUGAGCUUUUGAAAUAUGAAUAGGUUGUACACAUUACUCAUUUAAACAUUAAUGCAAAAUGUUGGUUCAGCAAAUAGCUGCUUUCAAUUCUAACAAAGAUAAGCUGAGGGGUAAGAAACAUGUUAGUUUUAUAUUUGAUUCAUUUUAUCUUAUUUUUAGAUUGGUUUUAAUGCUAUUCGUUGAAAGGCUGUUAAUAUUUAAAUAGAUUUAUUAAUAUAAGAUAGUAACAAAGUACAGCAGUUAAAUUUGAGAUCAUUAGAACAAUGAUUCUGUACAGAUUUUGUAACAGAUCAUCACCCAGGAUUCUUAGCUAUUGUAGGAUAUGACUCACUCAACUAAUUGUGCAUUUAUUUACUGCACUUUUCCUUCCUAGGUCUAUUAACUAUGUAUUCUAUUUUCUUUGUAUUUACCUCAAGAGUGUUACCAUAAUGCCAUUUAAUAAAAUUAGAUGUCUACAA